This is a messenger RNA of Stegastes partitus (bicolor damselfish), 1145 nucleotides long. It is a transcript of the gene fbxl22, whose product is annotated as F-box and leucine-rich repeat protein 22. NCBI's taxonomy places the organism in Eukaryota, Metazoa, Chordata, Actinopteri, Pomacentridae. Bases 1 to 921 code for a protein of 306 amino acids. The transcript has 2 exons. Gene Ontology annotation, molecular function: protein binding. The record is from RefSeq and is a predicted model, not a curated record. Gene Ontology annotation, cellular component: cytoplasm.
AUGGAAAGGGAGCGUAUGGCUCAAACACUUCCAUCUUUGACCGUGCCGCAGUUGUCUUCCCAAAAUAGCCCGCACUCCACGGCCUUAUAUGUGCAGGCCUUCAGCGUGUGCCUGAGGGGGCAUCAUGUAUCUAGGCCACACAAUGCAGGCUGUGGGCUCAUUGUUGCUGCCUACCAGCAGGCCUAUCGCCGCCCCAGGGACGAGGCCUCACUUUACGUCUCGGGACGGCCCGCCAUGCAUCUCGCUCAGCUCAACCGUGAGUGUCUCCUCCACCUUUUCUCCUUCCUGGACAAGGACAGCCGGAGGAGUUUGUCCCUUACCUGUCAUCAGCUGCGUGAGGUCUUCCUGGACCCCCGCCUCUGGAACCUACUGCUCUUCAGCUCCCCUUGUCAGCUAAGAAAGGACAACUUUGUGCUGGGACCCUCGCUGCGUUACCUGACUAUUUGCUGGUACUCCAGCAGGGUCCUGCAAGUGUGCAACAUCGAGGACUGGUUGAAGAGCUCGUUUCAGAGGGAUAUCUGCAGUAAACAUGAAGGCCUUGUCAGCACUUUUCUGGCCCAUGUCUGCCACAUGUGUCCCAACCUGCUUUCGCUCACCCUGUCCGGCUGUGGACACAUCACUGACCAGGAUGUGAUCUCCGUGCUGCAGAGCUGCAGGAAGCUGCGCCGCCUCCACCUGGAGAACUGCGUCCGCAUCACCGACCGCAGCCUGCAGGGUGUGGUGGCUCACGGAGGCAAUCUGGAGGAGGUGAAGGUGGACUUCUGCAGGAACAUCACUCAGGCAGGGCUGCAGAGCUGCGGGGAGAGGAGGCCGGACAUCCAGCUGAGCGCAGAAAGGAGCGCUGAUAUGAUUCCUGACAGCCAGCCUGAGGAGAAGGUGCCGCUCAGGAGGACGCUGCAGAAAGUCCUGCAGUUUUCCUGAGAGACGUGCGUCACAUCCACAAACACAGGGACCACAAGGAAGAACAUUUCUGUGACUUUAAUGUGAGGACUUGACUGUGAUGCUUUUGCUCUGGUUUGUAUUUGUAUUUAUUAGAAGUGUUUUGCACCUUUUUUUAAAAAACCUUUUUGUACAACACAUUUUUUCUACAAAGACACAAUAAGUCUUAUCUGACCUAACAAAUAAUAAACCAAUGUUUUUGGAAA